Messenger RNA from Raphanus sativus (radish), 673 nucleotides. RefSeq names its product multiprotein-bridging factor 1c. Gene Ontology annotation, molecular function: DNA binding. The coding region runs from base 112 to 558 and encodes 148 amino acids. Gene Ontology annotation, cellular component: nucleus. Lineage: Eukaryota; Viridiplantae; Streptophyta; Magnoliopsida; Brassicales; Brassicaceae. The record is from RefSeq and is a predicted model, not a curated record. The transcript has a single exon.
ACUCAUCUCCCUAUAUAAACACCUCUCCUCUCAGCUACGCCUUCAUCGUUUCUCAUUUUCAGAAACUCAUCACCAUCUCUGAGAUAUCAAAGAUUUAAACAAACAGCGACGAUGCCGAGCAGAUACCCAGGAGCCGUGACACAAGACUGGGAGCCAGUGGUGCUCCACAAAACCAAGCCAAAGAGCCAAGACCUCCGUGAUCCCAAGGCGGUUAACGCGGCUCUCAGAAGUGGUUUAGCGGUUCAGACGGUGAAGAAAUUCGACGCCGGUUCUAACAAGAAGGGGAAGUCGACGGCGGUGCCUGUGAUCAACACGAAGAAGUUGGAGGAAGAGACGGAACCGUCGGCGAUGGAUCGUGUGAAAGCGGAGGUGAGGCUAGCGAUACAGAAAGCUCGGUUGGAGAAGAAGAUGUCACAAGCGGAUCUAGCGAAACAGAUCAACGAGCGGACACAGGUGGUUCAAGAAUACGAAAACGGGAAAGCUGUUCCUAACCAGGCCGUGCUUGCCAAGAUGGAGAAGGUUCUGGGUGUUAAACUCAGGGGUAAACAUGUUAAAUAAUGCAAAAAACGAUACCGUAUCUGUUUUUCUUUUUUUUGGUGCGUAUCUACCAUCUAGUUUCGUAUUCUCUCAUUUUGUGAAAAUAAUUAAGAACGCUUUUCAUUUGAAUUUUAAA